Venturia canescens is the source of this 5922-nucleotide messenger RNA. It is a transcript of the gene Cp190, whose product is annotated as centrosome-associated zinc finger protein CP190. Gene Ontology annotation, biological process: regulation of transcription by RNA polymerase II. The transcript has 6 exons. The coding region runs from base 1125 to 4091 and encodes 988 amino acids. Gene Ontology annotation, molecular function: protein binding; DNA-binding transcription factor activity, RNA polymerase II-specific. NCBI's taxonomy places the organism in Eukaryota, Metazoa, Arthropoda, Insecta, Hymenoptera, Ichneumonidae. The record is from RefSeq and is a predicted model, not a curated record. Gene Ontology annotation, cellular component: nucleus.
CGCUACCUGAAACACCAACCAAUCCCACGACACGCCAGCCAGCGCCACCAGCGCCUUCGACAACGACAUCUUUCUCAUUUCCCUCAAAGUUUUUCCAUCUUACUUGACAUAACCGCUUGCAACUGACCAUGUAAAUCCCGUUAAUUUGGUCCCGCAAUAUCUUUUUCUUCCGAGGAAAAAAAUACAACAUAAUGUGGAUUCGAGAUGCAGACGUUUUUGACCACUUUUGACAGCCUGACAAUUCACCUAAAAAAAAAACUCUUUGUCAUACUUCUGCGGAACCAAUACUAGUGUCAAAAUUAAAAAGAAAAUUUCAAACAAUAUUUGAAAAUUAACUUGUGACUAAUUUUUUGAAAAAAUGUGAAAGCAUUUAAUAACUGAAUUUCAUGAAUUCCAUCAAAUUUAAACUCAUAUGUGUUUCGAACAACAAACAAUAAUUGCUUACGUACAUUACGUAUCACUAUUCGCACCAAACAUGCAUUUAAUACCUCCGCGAACCUGGCCGAUUAAUUUUGGAUUUCCUACCACACAAUUCGUCGAGCUCAAGGAUCGAAAUUAACGCUUAUCGGGAGUUAAUUUCUUGACUGAAGAGUAAAAAAUAAAAAUCUGUAUGAAAUGUGAAAUUGUCCGAUUUUUUUUCAUUUUUAAGAUAUAACACGUAUAACCGAAUCAUCUGUGUAUAUUCUUUUCAUUUUCCCGGACUUGGAGCCAUAGGUGGCACUGAUGAUCGGCCAAUAGGACAGUGGUGCCGCGAACGGUCGUCAAGAAAAAGGGGGGGGGGAGCGGAGCGAUGACAGUUCCAUCUAUGAGUGACGCCACACGGUCGGGAACGUCGGGAAGCUCGAUAUCCUCCGACUACUGGCUACCGCUGGACGAAUUCGUGUAAUUGUGAGAGAUGGAGCUGAGCGGUGAAGAAUAGCUAAAUAUCUAAAAGGUAUGUACAUUUCUGAUGAGUUGGAGGUUGAAGCAAGUUUCAACGAAUUGUGAUGUAUCCCGGGGAACUUGUUCAACACCGUGGGGACAAUGGGAUUUUCAUUUUUUGUCGUGUAAUUGAGCAAGGUGAAGCUGUCCAGUCCGUUGGUUGACUCGACAAUUAUCUUCGGAUUGUUCGAAAAGAUCUACUAAUGGCGAUGCAGACUCCGACACGGAGCAAGCAGCAGUUGCAGCAGCAACAGCAGCAGCAACCACAACAGCAGCAGCAACCUCCUCUCCCACCUCCUUCGAGGGGUCUCAAACAAGUAAAAGUUGACAAUUGGGGAACUUUCUUUCUCCAACGGUUGCAACAGCUUUAUUUUGAAGAAGAACUCCUGGAUUUAACCAUUAAAUUUCCUACCAGCGACAUUACAGUGCAGGCUCACAGACUUGUAAUCACAACUUGCACCGACUACUUUAUGCAAUUGGAGCGUCAGCAAAAAGAGAGAGAUGAAAAUUUUGAUGGAGUUUUGAUAAUGCCACCGGAUAUGCCUUACGAGUGUGUCAAAUCUAUCAUCAGCUUCAUGUAUACCGGACAAUUGGAGUAUUGGACGUCGGAACAAAAUGCCCUCUAUCGGACGGCUCAAAAAAUGAACAUGACCGUGCUGACUAAAUUGUUGGACGCUCAAUUUAACACGAGCUCGUUACAAACGAGCCCUAACACUCCGGCAAAAAUUAAUGUGCAGCCAAUAAUUGUACCGCAAAAAACAACAGCGAGUCCAAGUAAAAAAGUUGCAGCGAGUGUCAAUCAGUUGGGAACACUUCCAAGUCAACCGUUACCAGGCAGAAAGCUGCCAAUUUGGAAAAGGAAGCUGGAAAAUCAGCCGGGAUCGCACUACGAAGGUGGAAACAAUCACGGAUCGAGUCAAAAAUUAUCGGAAACAACGCCUGGUCCAUCAAGAUUUGAUCUACCGGAAGUCGACGAUUUUGCUCUCGGCGUGUUCUCCUCGUUCGACGACAUAACUUACAAUACCAAACCGAUCGUGCAGGCUCAAGAUCAUCUGGCAAAUCCAAGCGGAGGUGGAAAUCGUUCCUCAAUCGAUUCGGAGAGAUCAGGAAAGAACGAUACGACCGAGGACGAAGACGAAGAAAUGCAUCACCAUCGACACCACCAUCAGCAGCACAACAAUUCGCAGCCGUCGAGAGGAUUUGAUGACAAAUGGGAAAAUUCCGACGACGAAUGGUCCGCGGGACCGAAACCCAUACUCAGAAGUCCGGACGUUCAAUGUACUCCUUCGAAAAGAGUUCGCUUCGAGCUCGAGGAGAAGGAAAACAUGGAGAAGAGUAAGAACGACUCCAACUCCGAAGAGGCCAUCAAUAACCACGCAAAAAUUAUUCGCGAGGUACUGAAGAAGUAUCCUCACCUCGUGAAAAACAACAAAAAUAUUCGUUUGAAGAUAAUGCAGAAGGAAUCAAAAUCGUCGGAGCCAAGCGCACCCUCAAAGACCAAAGUGUCUUACGUCGUUCUAAAGUCGGAUCAUUUGAUGAGCAAUUGUGUUACGGGCGGAAGUGGCAGCGGGGGGCUCAAUGCCAUCAAUUCCGAGGAUACGAAAGCAGGAGGACCGGCAACGAGCGACGGGGCUGAAACUGGCCCAUGGAAAUGUAACAAGUGCGACAUCGAGGAGCAAUACACUAAUUAUUACAUGUACAGGCGACAUAUGCAGGACGUGCACGGUGAGAAAUUUGAUCCUCGCGUAUGCGAACAUUGCGGCUACAAAGCGACCAAGCGAAACUUCUUGAUGUAUCAUUUGUACACGAAGCACAACGUUCCACCACCCAAGAGCAUGUGCUUCCCCAAAUGCCACGCCUGCAACUACGUUGCGUUGUCCGAGACUUUGUUGGUUAGACAUCAGAUAAAUCACAAUCACAGACCAACGAGUAUCCGUACGCAAUCUUCGACCGGUGAAGAGGUACAAUGUCUCACGUGUUCGCAAACAUUCAAGGACGUGAGUGAUUUAGCGAGCCACGAGAUAAACACGGGACAUGGAAAUGGUCUGGACGGAAAGGAAAAAAGUGGUGGCGCCGGUGGCAAUCGUUGUCCUCACUGCAACAAAGUAUUCGUGCGUCUGACGAAUCUUCAAGUUCAUUUGGACUGUGCGCACAAGGAUCUUCGAGAUCAUACGAGUAUGCAGCAGCAUCAGCAGCACCACCACCACCACCAACAGAAUCCACCUCCUUUGGAACCUUCUUCCGAAGCGGAAGCUCUGAGCCACGUUGCGAGCGGAAUAGCCGCGUCUCUCGGCGUCGGUUGCGACUCGAUCACGACCGAACACCACGAGAUAGUCACCGAUGAAAACUCCUUCCCAAUUUGCAACACCGAUGCUAUACAUCUGAACAAUAUCGUCCAGGAUGGGACUUACAACGGGCACGAGCUUGUCGAGGGACAACAAAUGAUUAUGCUGAUCGACGGUGAAACUUAUCAGACGGCACAUAUGGAACAACAACAACAUCACGUUGAACAGCAGCAGCAAGUGCAACAGCAUCAACAAGAAGGUGAACAAGAGGAAGACGAACAGCACCAACAACAGCAUCAGACCCAAGCUCAUCAGCUGGAAAUAACCGGUGAUGAACAAAUAGUUAUGCAAGGUACCGAGGAAGGUAUGAUUGUGUACAUACAUAAUACCGAGGGUGGAACGAGCGAACGUCAGACUUACGAGACUUAUCAAAGUGUCGAAAUAGCCGCCGAACAAGAGAACGAGGAAAUCGUCGAGGAGGUCGAGGAAGUCGUCGAAGAAGUCGAGGAAGAGGUCGUGGAGGAGGAUCAUCUGGAUGAGGAUGAAUCGAUGAUCGUAAGUGAACAAGAGAUGAUCGAUACGACCAACGGAGAAGAGCAAGAGAUCGAACAGGUCAUUCAGUACGUCGAGGAAGAAACUGAAAUAGUCGAAUACGACGAGGGCAAUAGUCGCCAGAGUAACGGUGCCGGUGGCGAGGGCACCGGAGACGCGAGUCAACAGGACUCCAUGAUGAUUAUCGAGGAAGAACAAAUCGAUGAUCGAACGAUCGACCACUCCGCCGCCGCUCCCCCCCAUCAAGCACGCGCGAAACUUGUUCAGCAAACCGACGGCAGUCAUCUGGCCGACGAAUGGGACGACGAUAGCGCCGAUGUUGCAGAAUCGUGAAAACUUUUUUUCUUUCCAAACUCGAACUACUCUUAAUUCCUCCGUUUUUUUUCUCACGCUCCGCCAACGCCUCUUCUCUUGGAAAAUGCUCAUGACAAUUAUAUCCGGAAACAAACUCUUUCGACAAUCUCUUUUGCGUACCAACAACAGUCAAAUACUUUAUUCGAUCACGAGUUUUUCGUACUCGAUGAUACAUUGCUUUCCAAUAAUCAUAUUUCAAUAAUAACGAGACUAUUUAUUUUUUUUUGUCCUGUAAGAUGAACCUGCUAAAUAUUCCGAAUCAACGAGAUCGUUUACGCUAAUUGUUUUCGUGUAGAGUUUGUUUUUUCUUUCUACGUAAUUUCACGUUAUUCACCGCCUCUUGAACGAAGCAUUUUAUAUGGAAUUUAUAUCACGGUAGACCAUUAGGCUGCUGCUACUGCUGCGUCGUCUCUUUGUCGGACGACGAAAGAAAAUUCGUUACGUUCGAUUACCGAUUUUACGUUCGGACAAUUUUUUAAUCAUUUUUACUAAGAGCAACGAUCGAUCGGUGUCUCCUCGGUCCAUUUUCGCUAUCAACUUGUGUCAGCUGAGCGAGCUUUUCUGUAAUCGGUUAAGCCACGUCGAAAAAUUUCAAUUUUUAUCAUUCGAGGUGAGCUCAGCUGACUUCAAAUAAUUUUAGGAAAAUUCAAAGGAUUUACCGGGACUUCACCCUUCCGGUGAUUUCCGAGCACGACUUGAAACCCGAUCGAAUAAAGUGUUACUUUUCUCAGGAAAAAUAUAAGCCUUAACCAAUAGUAACUAGAUUUUUUGGCGAAAGAGAGCGAACGGCUUUCGCCUGAGCUGUGACUGGUCUAAUUAUGGUAACGAGAUCCUUACCGUAUGUUUCUGUAGAUUGAAAUCUGAAAGGGAAAUAUGAGUUAAGGUCUCGUUGAGAAUAUUCAAUGCAACGGAGUCGAAAUGACUUGACCAGAUUUCUAGUUCUCUUUCGUGGAAAGCUGGAAGUUGAAUUGUCAAAAACUCGUUGUAAUUUGAACACGUUCGCGUGACAUCGCGAUCAUGAAUUUUUCAAUAUCAACGUUGGUACGAAUCGUUGACUCAACCUUGAUGAGAAAACGUUAUUAUUUUUGGUACCGGGACGUUAAAGACCCGUUAAUCAGACCGAAGUGAAGAAGCAGUGAAAGUAGCUGUGUGUUUUGACAGUUUUACUUUUACGCUGAGAAGAUGAGAGGCAGCCUCGGUGGUGGUGGUGGUAUUCGACGAAAAAACUGCACUGCAUCUCGUUUUCUGUGCACCAUAUCUGAAGAUAACGACUACUAAAAGUGUUGAAGAAAAGAUAAAUGUCAAGUCGAUUAAGGUGUUGACUGUAAGCAAUGUUUCCUGGUGAUCCAUUCGACAAAUUUUUUUCAUUCUACGAGGAUGGAAAAACUUGACGACUCUUGUUCGCCUCAAUAAAUUCACCGUUUAAAUGUCACAUAACAACGAGACAGUUUUCUCGUGGAUACUUUUGCAAAUGAGCAGUACGCAGCAGCAGCAGGAACGUUUACAUCGCGGAAGAAUAAAAAUUUGAGAAAAAAUGUAAUUUACCCAGGAUUAUGUACGAUCAAUUGUGUUUGUUUUUUUUUGUUUCUUUUAUAUUUUUUAUUUGUACCGAAGCGUGCGCGCAACAGGACCUUGAGUAUCGAAGCGAAAUUCGACAAUUACUUGUAAAGCGUAUACAAAAGCUAUUAGAUUAUUGAGUUUUCCAUUCAUCACAAUAUAGCUCGUUUCCAAAUUAUUCGCAACGACUCAUUGGUCGCCUUGUGCUCGCUCAUAUUGAAAAUGAAUAAAACACCAGAUUCGUUAAAAAUCA